Naumovozyma dairenensis CBS 421 is the source of this 4212-nucleotide messenger RNA. RefSeq lists its product as uncharacterized. The transcript has a single exon. Bases 1 to 4212 code for a protein of 1403 amino acids. Gene Ontology annotation, biological process: DNA integration. The record is from RefSeq and is a predicted model, not a curated record. Gene Ontology annotation, molecular function: zinc ion binding; nucleic acid binding. Lineage: Eukaryota; Fungi; Ascomycota; Saccharomycetes; Saccharomycetales; Saccharomycetaceae.
AUGACGGGAAAUCUGACGCCUAUUUUGUUCAGAAAAUUACUCAAUAGUCUGAUCUCCAAGGGUAACAGCCUAGGUAUCCAUAUUCCAAAUGAAGUACUAUGCCAACGCAUAGCUGGAAAUCUCACAGGACCCUACAAGCCCAUUUCAGAUUUUUAUCGCAUGAACUAUGGCAUGGUUUCGUUGGAAGACAUCUUAGAUCAAAUUCAACGAACCUAUAUCUCGCUGAAGGGAGUUCCACAUUCUCAUAAAGAUUCUACUCCAUCUGCUCAAAUAUCUACUCCUAAACCACAGCCUAAGACAUGUGAAUUUUGCGAUAAACGUGGUCAUACAGCCAAGAAAUGUCCGCAAAUCAUAGAGUUGAAAGCUGCCUCAGAAAGAAACUCUACAGCUCGUUCAAAGCCCACAAAAAAGGGUGGUAAUAAGCGUAGUCAUGUUCAUCAUCUCAAUUCCACGGUACCUCCCGAGGACCUGCAGUGUCUUCGGCGAGCUUCACAACCAACAGAAUUAAACAUUAACGAAUUCUUCGUUCUGGACUCUGCUGCUGAAAUAUCGGUUGUUAGUUCUAAACUCCUACAUAACCGAAACGACGAUCCACCUGAUCAAUUGUUCGGUGCUGGUAACGAAGAAAUUCCUGUCGCUGCUUCAGGGAACUUGACAUUCAAGUGGCUCAACAGUGUGUCUCAUUGUAUAUACGCUAUUGCAUCGCCGUAUGUUGACUUAAAUUUGGUUAGUACUAAUGAUCUCGAAGCUAUCGGUGUCAUUGUCGACAAUCGUCGAAAAGCAUUGGUGAAAGUUGACACAGACGAGGUACUUGCCCCUAUCAUCAAGAUUGGUAAGUAUCAAUGUGUUCCUUUAUCUUUUGGUAAAUUACCCAAACACAAGUCUCAAGUCCAUGCGCUUUCCAAAAAAUUUCCAUUAACAUUAGUUCAUAGACUAUUCGGUCAUAUUAAUGUUAAAGACAUUAGGAAGUCUAUUGAAAGCAAAUUGAUAACCAAUAUUCGCAUAAAUGACGUUGACUGGUCUGGUAUUGACAAAUUUCAGUGCAAAGAUUGUCUAGCAGGUAAAAUAACCAAACAUAAGCACAUUGUAGGUUCUAGAUUGAAAUAUCAAAAGUCCUAUGAGCCAUUUGAAUACAUUCAUACUGAUUUGUUUGGUCCGGUGUCUGGUGUUGAUAUUACUUCACCAAAAUAUUUUAUCUCAUUCACAGAUGAGAAUACUCGAUUUCGUUGGGUAUUCCCACUAAAGAAGAAAGAUGCGGAUCAUAUCCUACCCAUUUUUCAACAAUUGGUAAACUAUAUUAAGAAUCAAUUUAAAGUCCGGGUUCUUACAUUUCAUAUGGAUCGUGGCUCUGAAUACACUAACAAGUUAGUCCGCGAUUACUUCAAAGACAAAGGUAUUUUACCUAUUUAUACUACUGUCGGUGACUCUUCUUCGAAUGGAAUUGCUGAACGCGCCAACCUUACUUUCCUAAAUGACUGUAGGACUCUACUUUCUUCAAGUAAACUGCCUGCCAAUCUGUGGUUCUACGCUGUUGAUUUUGCAACGUUAAUGAGAAACGCAUUCAUCAAUUCGUCAACGAACUCCUCCGCUCGCGCUAAGGCAGGUCUAGCUGGUUUAGAUGCAAGAACAAUUCUUCCAUUUGGCCAAGAGGUUAUGGUACAUGAUUACAAUCAGGUUUCCAAAUUAAAACCCCGUGGUAUAACUGGAUUUGCUUUAACUCCAUCGAAGGAAUCACACGGAUAUUUAAUAUUUAUUCCUUCUAUUCACAAGGUCAUUGACACAUCUAACUACGCUCUAGUCAUUAAUGAUUCGAAAUCUCUAGACUCAAUUUCGACCGGUACAUCGGUAUUUGACACAUUAUUGGAAGAUUUUCAUUCCAAUGAAGAUGAACUCGCCUCGAUCGGGGCAGUUGUUGACAACGUUUCUGAUGAUGUCUCCGGCGAUGGCUCUGACGAUGAUUCUGGUAAUGGUUCCGAUGAUACUGAUAUGGUAAAUGCUGAUGUUACCGAGAUUCCUGUUAAUAACGUCGAGCUUCCGGCUGAAACUGACAAGGUAACUACUACUGUUGACGUUACACCUAAUAAAGCCACGGUAUCUACUGAUGCUGUUGCAAAUGAUAUUGAAGACACUAAUGAUCCUAUCAAUGUUGACGAAAUUAUAAAUGACGGAGACAAUAAUACCGCAAGUUCUGUAUCUAGCAAUAUAGAAAAGACUGCAAAGCACAACAAUGCUGAUUUGUCCACAACUCCUUCAUCUAUUGCUUCCAUGACUGGUGAUGAUCUAUCAAAAUCCCCAACAACUUCUGCCAACACCAGAUCUGAUUCCAUUGCUGUUGAUCUCAUCGAAAACCAAUUACUAGAUUCUCAAUACUUAUCCAAUUUGGGUGGUACCGAAAAGGGUGGUAAGACGAAAAUCCAAGACAUGAUUGACGGUAAGGAAAUGUCCUCACUCGCCCCAUACAACACUAAGAGGCAUGUUAAGCCAAAGAAGAAACGGUCAUUAGACGAAAUUUUGGAAACUGGAGAAGAUGUUGAGAAUCCACCACGAAGAAGACAUAGGAUUAAAAACAUUAGAAUUAACCGAAUCAAUGCGGUGAACAAGGCAGUGGGAAUCCAACACACCAAGAUUAAUCCGUCGUUGAACUAUUUUGAAGCAGUCAGUGGAAACGAUAACGUCGAAGAACGAAACUUAUUCUCACAGGCAUAUCAUAAGGAAAUAGAACAACUUGAAAAUAUGAAUACAUGGGAUGAUCAAGAUAUCAAAGAUGAAAGCGAGGUCGAUUCAAACAAAGUCAUAAACACCAUGUUUAUAUUUACAACGAAAAGAAACGGUAAGAAGAAAUGUCGCUGUGUCGCUAGAGGUGAUCAACAGAAACCAGGAACUUUCAAUGAAGAUGCCACAUCAAGUACAGUUCAUCAUUAUGCCUUGAUGACUUGUUUAGCGAUUGCAUUAGACAAAGGACAAUAUAUCACCCAGCUAGACAUCUCAUCUGCGUACUUAUAUGCUGCUCUAGAAGAGGAAUUAUACAUACGGACGCCACCACACAUGAAAAUGAAAGGUAAGGUAAUGAGACUAAAUAAGUCAUUAUAUGGUCUGAAACAAAGCGGUGCCAAUUGGUACAACACCAUUAGAGAAUUCCUUCUUGAUAACUGUGAUUUAACCGAAGUAACUGGAUGGCCAUGUGUAUUUACAAAUAACAAUGUAACUGUCUGCCUAUUCGUUGACGACAUGGUAGUUUUUUCUAAGGAUUUAGCUGAUGCUGAUAAAUUGGUCGAUACUCUUCAAUCAAAAUUUGACACUAAAGUGGUACAUUCUGGUGAAUUAAUUAAUAACUCUGCUAAUUACGACAUUCUAGGAUUAGAAGUGGAAUACAAAUUCAACGAACAUAUGAAAUUUGGUAUGGAAGAAUCGUUGUCUGAUAAGCUAACUAAACUGGAAGUGUCCAUGGAUACUACGAAAAGUUCAAAGACUCCAUCUCCCCCAAAUUAUUACAUCCAAUCAAAUACUAUGGACAGUACUGAUGAAAACUAUUAUAAGGAUGUUAACUGGUUACAGAGAAUUGUCGGUUUAGCUUCAUAUGUUGCCCAUAAAUAUCGAUUUGAUCUACUUUACUAUGUCAAUGUGUUAGCCCAACAUACAUUAUUUCCUAAUAAAGAGGUAAAACGACUGGCAAAACAAUUGGUAAAAUAUAUGUUUGACACAAGAUCAAAGAAACUAUUAUGGAAGAAACAAGAUAUUAAAGAUAAUAAUCUGACUGCUCUGACUGAUGCUGCUUUUGCGAACAUGGCCAAUUUCAAAUCUCAAAUCGGAAAUUUUAUUAUUUUAAAUGGUAAGAUUAUUGGUGGCAAGUCGUCGAAGGAAAAGUUGGCUUGCACUUCAAGUACAGAAGCUGAGCUAUAUUCCGUAAGUGAAGCAUAUCCAAUGUUGCUGAGUUUGCAAGAACUAGUGCAAUCCAUUAAAGCCGAACCAAUUCACCUCAAAAUAAUUACUGAUAGUAAGCCAGUUAUUGCGUUGAUUCAACGUGCAGAAAUGGAUGACAAAAAAUUUCGCACACGAUACUUUGGGGCCAGAGCGUCUAGACUGAGAGAUGAAUUAGACCAGUCAAGGGUUUCACUCCAUUACAUUGACACAGAAACUAAUAUCGCUGACUGUUUAACCAAGCCGCUCUCAAUCAAGAAAUUUAAUGAAUUUACCAAGACUUGGAUUAAUUAG